AUGCACCUUCUACCCUCUCGUGUUGUCUGUUUCCAACCAAUGUCUUCUUGUAUGUCACCAAAUAUGGAAUUUUAACUUUUAUUUUUUUAUUGCAAUGCACUUCCUCAGCGUUCAGGAUUCUGGUGUUGGUGAUGAGAUCUGCAUAUUACAUUUCCUUUCUAAAGCUGUGCAUUUUCUAACUUCUUUAUUGCUACUGCAACACUGGGAAGUUUAAUCCUUUUAUUUACAAAGACGCAACUUACAUUCAGUUGUAAUAUCCAUUCAACUGUGCUACUGCAAAUAAUAUAUUAAGAAUUUUGUUAUUUCUGGAAAACCUCCUUUUGUGUUCACCCACUGUCUUUGUGAUGUCCACUGUUGAUUGUUUUGUACAAAGUGGCAUGUGUAUACAUUACAAGCUAUAUCUAAUGCUUUUUAUUUUAUAUAUUCUAGGCUCGAAUGGAAACCUUAAAUCGUCCUUUAGUUUCUCUGACUCCUCAGCCACACAUCCAGAUCAGGGCUGUAUCUCCUCAUGCAUCAUCUCAGCCAUCACCCCUUGCACCACCUCCUCCACCCCCACCGCCGCCACCUCCUCCUCCACCCCCUCCCCCACCUUCACUUCCCACCCAAUCUAAAAGUCCUUCUGUGUCCACACCAAUUUUGUUUGCUAAAUACAGUACCAUCACAAGAUUACAAAAUGCUGCCCAAUAUCCAGGGCCUACCUUUAAAUCCCCCACAUCAAAUAGCACAGUUCAACACAUUCCACCAAGUUCAAAGCAUCAGAUGAUUGUUACCCCAAAUGGGGCUAUCCCCGCCUCCACCGCCACCACCACCAGGUUCAACAAUGGCAAUGCUAAAACCAUUUCCAUGUACACCAUCUAUGCCUCAGUUUACACCACCACCACCUCCACUGAAAAUCAAUCAAGUCCAGCAAAACAACAUUGCCCAGGCUACCCAGCCCCCUCCACCACCUCCACUACCACCUCCACCACCACCUCCUCCCCCUCCAUUCCAAGCACCUAUUUAACAGUUUGGGACAGUUUCCAAGCCAGCCCUGCCUGUUGCCACCCCACCAGCGUCUGUAGCCCUGGGGCCUCCUACUGCACCCAAAAAGCAGCUUCAUUUCACACUCUCACAGACGCAACAAUCUUCAACGAGUCCAUCAGUUAUGUCUGCUCCCACUCCACCUCCAACCUUACCAAAACAGCAGAGCUUCUCAACAAAACCACCAUCUUCUCCACUUUCCCCUAUGCCUUCAGUUAAGCUGAUUGCUAGUCAGUUCCCACCACCACCUCCACCACUUUCAGAACCUCAGCCUCCUAAACCAGGCACUCCCAUCUCUGCCCCACAGUCUCCACCAGCUGUGAAAGCAAAACCAAAAUGGCAGCCAUUUUCAGUUCCAUCCUCUGACUUCCCCCCUCCUCCACCUGAAAGCAGCUUAACAAUUCUUCCUCCACCACCCCCUCCACCUCCCCCUGCCACAUCUCCCGUUCCACCUCCUUCCCCCACACCAGAAAAGACUGGUUCGCCAGCUAAAAAGGCAAGCAAGACAUCCAGUCCUGGAGGGAAGAAGCCUCCCCCCACUCCCCAGCGCAAUUCUAGUAUUAAAUCGAACAGCUCUGCUGAAUACCAUGAAUCUAAGAAAUCCUCUGUGGACAGCCUAGUCAGCAAGUUCUCUGACUCACCAGGAUCACCAUCAAAGGAGUCAUUACCUCCCCCUGCAGCUCCACCAAAGCCAGUUAAACUAAACCUUUCAGGUGUAAAUUUGCCCAUGUUUUUUCAGCAAGGAAAUCUUUCCAGCCAAGUCCCUGGGACGUUGCCUUCAGGAAAAGUGUCAGUCACCGAGUUUCCAUCUCCACCGUCUGAUUCUGAAUCCGAUUUCCCACCUCCACCAGCAGAUCUUGAGCUCCUGCCACCACCUCCACCACCUGUUUUGUUUUCUGGAAAUACUUCUCCAAAGGUGGCUGUGGUAAAUCCACAACCCCAGACAUGGUCAAAAUCUUCUGUAAAGAAAGCCCCACCACCCACCAGACCAAAAAGGAAUGACAGCAUGCGUCUGAUGCAAGCAGAAGUGACAGAAUCAUCUACCCCUGUCAGCCUACAAGUACCACCAACUUCACCUAAGCCAAGUCUUAGUGUGCAACCAGGUUUCCUUGCUGACCUGAACAAGACUCUACAGAGAAAAUCCUUUACAAGGCAUAGCUCAUUGUCAUCUGCCCGUUUAUCAAGGCCUGAGCCCACAGCCACCAUGGAUGAUAUGGUCCUGCCACCUCCUCUUCCAGAACUGCUAGGAGACAAUCAAAAAGCUAACUGCUAUGGAGGCAGCCAUUUAUCAGGCUAUGCAACAUUACGAAGGGGGCCACCUCCAGCCCCUCCCAAAAGGGAUCAGAACACUAAGCUUUCUCGUGAUUGGUAA
This is a messenger RNA of Pelobates cultripes (western spadefoot toad), 2392 nucleotides long. NCBI's taxonomy places the organism in Eukaryota, Metazoa, Chordata, Amphibia, Anura, Pelobatidae. The record is from the annotation of a GenBank genome assembly.